AUGGCGACAUCAGAAACAGAACCACGUUGGAGUAUUGAAAUCGUUAAUGAAAAUGAUCUAGUUGAUUUAUUACCUUUAAUGCAUGCUUAUUGUGAAUUUUAUCAUCAAACUGAACAAAUUCCUAUAAUUAGUGAUGAUGCUCUUAUGGGUGUUUCUCGUGCACUUAUAGCUAAUCCAACUCAUGAAGGUAUUCAACUUAUUGUUCGUGAUUUUAAAGAACGAACACCAAUUGGUUUUGCAACUAUAUACUGGUGUUGGUCUACAUUAAUUGGAGGUCGUUCUGCAAUUAUGAAUGAUCUUUUUAUUUGCGAACAAUAUCGUGGUCAAGGUAUUGCUGAUAUUGUUAUUACUGAAUGUGCACGACAAGCACGUGAACAUGGUGCUCUAUCUCUAGCAUGGGAAACUUCAAUAGAUAAUAAACGUGCUCAAACUGUCUAUAAUAGAAGUGGAGCAUCGAAAAGUCAUCGAUGGACUCUUACAAUAUGUUUUAUAUAUGUAUGUUGGAUUUAUUUUGAUCGUCGCACAGAUUUACAAGGAGGUCGAUGGUCUAAUCGAAUUCGUCAAUUGCCUAUUUUUAGACAAUUUGUAAAUUAUUUUCCUCUUAAAUUAAUUAAAAGUGAAGAUCUUGAUUCAAAUCAAAAUUAUAUAUUUGGUUUUCAUCCACAUGGUGCAUUUUCUCUAAGUGCAUUGGGUAAUUUUGGUACAGAUGCUACAAAUUUUUCAAUUCUUUUUCCAAAUAUUCGACCACAUUUAAUGCUUCUUCAUAUUCAAUUUCAAUUUCCAUUUACACGUGAAGUACUUCUUAAUUUAGGUGUAUGUUGUGUAUCAAAAGAUAGUUGUGAAUAUUUAUUAAGUGGAAAAUCUGGUAAAGGUAAUGCACUAGUUAUUAUCAUCGGUGGUGCACGUGAGAUGUAUCUUACAAAAAAUGAUACUAUGAUAUUGUAUUUAAAGACUCGAAAAGGUUUUAUUACAUUAGCAUUAAAACAUGGUGCUUCAUUAGUACCUGUAAUUUCAUUUGGAGAAAAUGAACUCUAUCAACGAUAUACUUGUUUUAAUUUAUUUCCCAAUGGUAUAGUUUGGGGUCGACUCUUCGCUGGACAUAUACCACGUCGAUGUCCUGUAGUUACUGUUGUUGGUAAACCAAUUCAUGUUAAACAAAAUAUUAAUCCAAUAUCUGAAGAAAUCGAUCAACUUCAUAAUCAAUAUAUUCAAGCUGUUGAACAACUUUUUGAAGUGAACAAACAUAAAUAUAGCUUAGGAUAUGUAAAACUAGAAAUUGUUUAG
Messenger RNA from Rotaria sordida, 1284 nucleotides. The record is from the annotation of a GenBank genome assembly. NCBI's taxonomy places the organism in Eukaryota, Metazoa, Rotifera, Eurotatoria, Philodinida, Philodinidae.